UUGAGGGUGCUGUGAGAUACAGACAGGGCUAUCGUUGUCACUGUGUGACCCCGGCUGAGAGGAGGAGGAGGGUCUUACGCGGAAAACAAGCAGAAAAUCGACAGUGAGCAAGCGGCUAGUAAUGGAGAGAUACGAGUCCCUCAGUAUGAGUCGAGAUGGAUGGAGAAAGAAAGCCAGUGAAGAUGAUGGGUGGGGAGGACGGGGUGGUUACAUGGCUGCAAAAAUCUCUAAGCUUGAGGAGCAGUUUCAGAAGGAUGCCCCGAGAGAGAAGCAGAAAGAUGGAACAUCCUCCUGUAUCUUCAGUGGUGUGGCUAUCUACGUCAAUGGAUACACAGAUCCCAGUGCAGAUGAGCUGCGCAGGCUGAUGAUGCUGCAUGGUGGACAGUUCCAUCUCUAUUACACUCGCUCCAAAACUACACAUAUCAUUGCCACCAACCUGCCCAACAGCAAAAUACAAGAGCUCAAGGGAGAGAAAGUAGUGCGGCCAGAGUGGAUCACAGACAGUAUAAAGGCAGGCUGCCAACUUUCAUAUGUCCAAUAUCAGCUCUAUGCGAAGCAAAAAAGCUUGAACUUUACCAGUAUUUGUGCACGAGGAAAGCAGGAUCUGUCGUCCACCAAUGACCCAUUCAAACCCAAUCCAAGCCACCCCCAGUCAGACAGCAUCAAGCCUCAGCCCAGCCACACUCAAACCCUCUCUAAAGAAGUUCUCAAAUCCACUCACGCUAACCACACAGCCAACUUCACUGAGCGAACCAAUCACCAGCUAGAUGUCAGACUAAAUGGUUCCUGUAGCAUAAUUGAGGAGGAUGCAGAGAGGCCUAGAGUUAAUGGGAUUCAUGAUGGAGAUGAUGAUGACGCCUGUGCCCUAUUGCCAAGAGGCUCACAAGACACUUCGUUAACUAAUGGUUAUGUACACCCUGUGAAUGGUGCCUUAAAGCCUCAGGACUCUUUUGCAGAACAUUCUCCACAUGUUGUUGACAUAGGGUCCCAUCAGUCUCACCUCCCACAGACUGAAAGCAGGGAUAGGGAGGAGCCCAGCUGCUCUUCUGCUGGGUCAAAAUCAAAUUUCCAUCAGAGGUCCUUAAUAUCCACUGCCAGUCCUGCAAAGCAGCCUGGUCUUCACAGUAUGCAAAAGGACCUCCAUCCAAAACCAACAUCUAAUCCAGGAACUUCAGCUGCUCCUCAGAAGGGGAAUCUUCACGAUCAGACAAGAGUUCGACUAAAUGGGAGCUAUCACAUGACCCCUAACUCCUCCAAUCUUGCAGACUCUAGUCAUCAGCCAGGAAGGUCGGGCAAAGGAGCAGAGGCUGGAGUCAUAUCAGAGUUCUUUUCUCACUCAAGGCUGCAUCAUAUUUCUACAUGGCGAAAUGAGUUCUCAGAGUAUGUCAAUGCCCUUCAGAGCAGGAGGCGAGCUGCAGGAGGAGCUGUUUUCUCUGGAAAAGAGAAACUGAAGAAGCUCAAAGCUAAUUGCAGUUCAGGUUCCUUAAUGGCUGCUCCUCAGGUGCGUCAAUCCUGCAUUCUUCAUGUGGAUAUGGACUGCUUCUUUGUGUCAGUAGGGAUCAGACACAGACCAGAUCUCAUAGGGAAACCGGUUGCGGUGACUAGUAACCGUGGUCCAGGCCGUGUUGCACAGCGACCUGGUUCAAAUCCUCAGCUUGAGUUUCAGUACUACCAGAGGAAACAGAAACAGUAUAGGAAAGAGAAGACAGAUGGUGAUCUUGAGAUGACCCCAUCUCCACAAUGUGAAGAAGUUCCCAGUAAUGGAGUGGAUCUGGACCUGGCUGCCCUCUCUAUGGCAGAGAUUGCAUCUUGCAGUUACGAGGCCAGGCAGGCUGGUGUGAGAAACGGCAUGUUCUUUGGCCGGGCUAAGCAGCUCUGUCCUGAUCUGCAGUCUGUCCCAUAUGACUUCCAGGCAUAUAAAGAGGUGGCUUUGUCCAUGUAUGAGACCCUGGCCAGUUACACUCAUAACAUUGAGGCACUAAGUUGUGACGAGGCGCUGGUAGAUGCCACAAAUCUUCUGGUUGAGCUGGGAGUUACACCUGAUGAUUUGGCUCGAGCCAUUCGUGAAGACAUAAAGGAAAAGACUGGUUGCUCUGCCUCAGUUGGAAUGGGUUCCAACAUCCUUCUUGCUCGGAUGGCAACCCGUAAGGCAAAACCAAAUGGGCAGUACUUCCUCAGAUCGGAGGAAGUGGAUGAUUUUAUCAGGGAUCAGCCUGUAUCCAGUUUGCCUGGUGUGGGUCGCUCAAUGAGCUCCAAGCUGACCUCCCUCAGAGUGAGUACCUGUGGUGACCUGCAGCAGUUGUCCAUUUCUCGACUGCAGAGGGAGUUUGGGCCAAGGACAGGACAGAUGCUUUUCCGCUUUUGCAGAGGACUGUAUGACAGGCCUGUGCGCAGUGAGAAGGAGAGAAAGUCUGUGUCUGCAGAGAUGAACUACAACAUUCGGUUCACACAGGUUGAAGAGGCGGAGACUUUCCUUACAAACCUAUCUAUGGAGGUGCAGAAGAGGUUGGAGGGGGCGGGGCUUAGAGGUCGCCGGAUUACACUGAAGGUCAUGGUGCGGAAACCAGGAGCUCCAGUAGAGCCAGCCAAAUAUGGUGGCCAUGGGAUAUGUGACAACUUUGCCAGGUCUGUUUCACUUGCUCAGCCCACAGACAGUGGUCAGCUGAUUGCCGCUGAAGCCAUUAAGCUAUUCCAUGCCAUGAAAUUGGAUGUAAAGGACAUGAGGGGAGUGGGACUGCAGGUGCAGCAGUUGGAGGGAUCGCAUGCAGACCCAUCAGGACAAGGGCCCUCUCGUGGUCGCUCGAUCAAAGACCUGCUGCUGGCCAAACAGCCUGCCCACAGCCCCAAGAAAGACCCACUAGCACCACAAGAUGGUUUAACCAGCCCUUCUUCAUCCAGAGCUUUCUCCUCCAGUCAGGAGAGAGUUACCCCUCCAUCCUCACCACCUUCCACCAGCUCUGAUCCAAUGCCUGGAACGAGUAAAGGAGGACUUCACCAUCCACACACCCUCAACCAUGUCAGGACAUGCCUAAACGUCAGCAUUGAGGUGCCAUCUCCCUCUCAGGUGGACCAGUCUGUUUUAGAGGCUUUACCUGUAGACAUAAGGAAACAGGUGGAGCAGUCCUGGAGACACAGAGAGGAGCAGCCCAGCACCUCAUCUCAUCUCUCAACCCCGCCUCGAACCUCCUCUUCUCCACCUCCAGGUCCAUCGCUUGGCACCCUUGUACUGCAGCUCCCAAACCAGCUAGGUCAACCAUGCACAACGGGCUUUAUAUUAGAGCUCCCUGACUUCUCCCAGGUUGACCCAGAUGUGUUUGCAGCUCUUCCCAGAGAGCUUCAGGAAGAGUUGUGCUCUGCUUAUAGAAACAAGGGAAACACUCAAGCCCAUGUUCAAGCUCAAAGCAGUGCUGGUGAGUAAAAAUGAGUAGGGGUGUGCAAGAUAUCUGCACCAUAUACAUACAUUUAUUGUAUCUCUUGAAGAGUGUUUUCCCUUUAAAGGGAUAGUUC
Molecule: messenger RNA, 3507 nt
Organism: Sinocyclocheilus anshuiensis
Lineage: Eukaryota; Metazoa; Chordata; Actinopteri; Cypriniformes; Cyprinidae
Product: DNA repair protein REV1-like
Exons: 18
Coding region: 122-3418 (1098 amino acids)
Biological process (GO): error-free translesion synthesis; error-prone translesion synthesis
Cellular component (GO): nucleus
Molecular function (GO): deoxycytidyl transferase activity; damaged DNA binding; DNA-directed DNA polymerase activity
Source: RefSeq, a predicted model, not a curated record